Messenger RNA from Staurois parvus, 308 nucleotides. Lineage: Eukaryota; Metazoa; Chordata; Amphibia; Anura; Ranidae. The record is from the annotation of a GenBank genome assembly.
AUAUAGUGAAUGCAGGGUCUGGGGAGAGUAGAUAUAGUGAAUGCAGGGGUCUGGGGAGAGCAGAUAUAGUGAAUGCAGGGUCUGGGGAGACCAGAUAUAGUGAAUGCAGGGUCUGGGGAGACCAGAUAUAGUGAAUGCAGGGUCCGGAGAGAGCAGAUAUAGUGAAUGUAGGGUCUGGGGGAGACCAGCAGAUAUAGUGAAUGCAGGGUCUGGGGAGAGCAGAUAUAGUGAAUGCAGGGUCCGAGGAGACCAGAUAUAGUGAAUGCAGAGUCUGGGGAGAGUAGAUAUAGGGAAUGCAGGGUCCAGGG